Messenger RNA from Prorocentrum cordatum, 802 nucleotides. The record is from the annotation of a GenBank genome assembly. NCBI's taxonomy places the organism in Eukaryota, Dinophyceae, Prorocentrales, Prorocentraceae.
ACGGAAGAACGUUGCAGCCUUUGUAGCCAUUUUGGCUCUGUGUUCCUUGCUACACUUGACACUUGACAUGGUGAGUGCCAUUCCCGCGGUGCUCCUGGCCUGGCGAUCAACCUAUGGCUGCGCUGAAGCUGCCGGCCUGCGCGCUGCGCCUCGGCCACUCGUGCAGGCCCCUCCGCCAACGGCCGGCGCCAUCUCUCCAGCUGGCGUGAGCGCUGACAGCGGCGUCAAGCAGAUCUUUGCGUCGCAGUUCGAUGAUCUCGUCAGCACCGCCAAGAAGCACAAGCGGGGUCGCCGGAUGGCGGACUUCACCCGGGACGCCGAAAACAAUCCUCUGCAGACGCUCCUGAACACAUGGACGGAGGGAAGCUACAGCCCGGUGCACAGGCACGACCUGUGGGCCGAGACGUUCGUAGUCUUGAAGGGCGCCUUGGCGUUCUUCACUUGGCCCAAUGGCACAAACGCCGACCCGCGUUGCGACGUGAUUCAAGAUGCUGGUGAUGUCCGCGGCAUUGUGGUAGAGGCAAAGGAAUGGCACGCCAUGACUGCAGCACCAGCGAGCUUGGGAUACCCAGGACAUGCCGUCGUAUUCGAGACAUCAGGGCACAAAUUCAACAAGAAUCUCAGCACGCACGAGCUAGCCAAUUUCGCUCCCCUUGGCGAUGGAGUGGAUGGAGAUCCCGAUUUUUUCACAAGGCACCUUCUCCCAUUCUGCAAACCAGGCAGCAGCCGGCCAUGAUGCGAGCAGCGUGGGAAGCACAGCCAACACUGAAUGUCAUUAGCCUUGGCAAGGCAAGAGAAAGAA